Molecule: messenger RNA, 1837 nt
Organism: Saccoglossus kowalevskii
Lineage: Eukaryota; Metazoa; Hemichordata; Enteropneusta; Harrimaniidae
Product: protein saal1-like
Cellular component (GO): nucleoplasm
Source: RefSeq, a predicted model, not a curated record
CAAAAUGGCGACCGACUUUGUUGCUGAUGUACGAACACAUGGCAUUUGAUCAGUGUCGGGUUCAGUAUUGUUUUGUUCGCAAAUAUAAAGUAAAUUGAUGCAGAAGAAACAGCGGAAUGUCAGAAGAAGGUGACAGUAAUUUGUCCUAUCCUACGGGGCUGUAUUCAUCACCUAUAGUAGAUCGUAAUCCAUCACCACCUCCGACAUCUAAGUCACAAGAGGCCGAUGAUGAUGAGUUGAAUGCUGAGAUAUGUAUUGGUGGUACUGUCUUCAGUAAACACUGGGUUUUUACAACGCUAAUGAAACUAAUCAAGGAAGUUGAUAAAGAAGAAGUACUUGGAGUUAAGGAGGACGAUAAAUGCAAUGAAUCAAAGGAAGAUGUGCAGGAUAAAAAAGAUUGUGAUACAAAAGUGGAAAAGACGUGUAGUGUUGUGGAUACUGUGACUUCUACCAGCACCUCAGGAUGUCAUGCCAGUCCAACAUUGACCCCUUCCAGUGUUGAAAGCUCUACUGCCAGUCCUUGUCCAGCUGCUCUACCAAGUUCAAGUACAAGCCCCAUCGAUAUUGAUGAAGAAAUUGAGAACGAACUUUGUAAAUUAUGGGAUAUGUCCAUGAAUCAGGAUGUAGCUGUGUUUCUCCAUGAAUGGAAAACGGAAGACAUCCUAGUUGGUGUUAUUGCCAAGACAAAUGCACCGCGAGCCACUGAAAUCUGUAUUGGUAUUUUGGCAAACAUGGCAUGCAAUGAAGAUAUCGUGAUAGAUAUGAGUAAAAAGGAAAGAUUUAUAGAAGUUGUAUUAGCAUUAUUAGAAUGCACAGACCCACCUACAUUAGUAGAAACAACGCGGUUGAUAUAUUCAUGCAUAUCUAACAGUACUGCUGCUAGUUACUGGUUGUCUGUAUUGAAAACAGAUCCUGCCAUUUAUGAUACAAUGUGCUUUGUGCUGCAAAGCUCUACAAAUGGCGAUUUACUGCAUAACAUGUCUGAUUUAGUGGACAAGUUACUGGAUAUGGAUGAUGAAUUGCUGGAAAUGUGGUCAUCAUCUACUUUAUUACUGGCUAUAUGUGAAGCAAUACAGCAAGUCAGGAAACCAAGACCAAAAACCCUUGAAUAUUUACUUCAUUCCUUGCAAUUGCUAUCAACAACUGAGAAAGGAGUUGAAUCAAUAGGUGAGAAUGGAAGUACAGUGUGCCCUCUCAUAUCUGAUUCCUUACACGCCAUCUGCAGCGAAGAGAGUGUCACUCUGGUCGGUAGAGAAACAGAGCUAGCAGCAGCUGUGUCAGUGUUAGACACGUUAAUAACUUCCAAAUCAAAUGGUAUAAAAUAUCUACAGUCAAAUGAAGGUAUCACAAGUGAUUUAUUAGUGAUUCUAAAUGAAAUCAAACCUAUUUUAAGAAGACCUUCAUCCACAUCCUCAUCUUUAGCUGCUGCGGAUGAAGAACAGAUGGAAAAAAGAAAAGCCAAGACUUUACAAAAUGUUAUAGUGAACCUUAUGUCUACUGUUCUCAAAACACGGGAUGGUAAUACUAUUAUUUGUAAUCAGCUCAAAAAGUGUCCGCGAAACCAUGUGAAAACAUUGAAAGGAACACUAAAAAGAAAAGGUGUAGAUGAUGACAUCAUUCAAACUUUAGAGUGGGAACUCUGAGAUAUAUACAUGGUUUAUGAAGAGAUCAAAUACAGUCGCUGAAUGUUAGUAGGGACCGGUGGGCAUUGAGUGUGUCAUCAUAGUGACCAGUCAAUUAAAUGAUGUAUUAGUACAUGUACAAGGCCAUGUUACUGACGAUGUGUGUAGGAAUGUUACUUGCAUAUCUUAGGAUAAAAACACAUGAUGAAAUCACU